This is a messenger RNA of Acaulospora colombiana, 591 nucleotides long. NCBI's taxonomy places the organism in Eukaryota, Fungi, Glomeromycota, Glomeromycetes, Diversisporales, Acaulosporaceae. The record is from the annotation of a GenBank genome assembly.
AUGCCGACGUUCAAGUAUUGAAAAGAAGUACACGACUUCAACUUGGGGGGAAACAGCCAGUGCAAAAGCCACAGGUGGACAUUCAUCCCGAAGGGACAGCUAUUGAACCCGAGCAUCGUGUUGUCAAGUUAUCCUGUUGGGACACGGAGGACCACAAACUUCUAGGCUCGUGUGAUAAUCUCAAUCUGUUUCUGGUAUUUUCUCUCCUGGGUGGCGCCCACGCCAAAAGCCAAAGACAGGCAUCAUCCACCAUCGACUGCCCACAAUAUUGGGAUUAUAUCAAAAUGCUAGAGGAACCAGUGGAAUACAAAUUAGUUGCGGUGAUGAAUUUUCUAUUAGCAAUACCUCUCGAUCUGUGGAGGCAUGGUUUCAUAGCGACCAUGUAUGAUGCCAUCUACGAGUGUCGCGACGCGCGACUAGUCCAUCUUUUGAGGGAGGAAGAAUUCCUUAGGAAGAGCGAGAGGGUCGAAAUGUGUGGAAUUCAGUUUGGGGAAGGUCAACGACAGAGAGGAAUCGUGGCCACUUCACACAUUCCCAAAGGCACCUACUUGUGGGAACUGUGUGGAGUAAUCAGUUCUGAUGUCAUGGAUG